Daucus carota subsp. sativus is the source of this 2763-nucleotide messenger RNA. RefSeq names its product 5-methyltetrahydropteroyltriglutamate--homocysteine methyltransferase. NCBI's taxonomy places the organism in Eukaryota, Viridiplantae, Streptophyta, Magnoliopsida, Apiales, Apiaceae. The coding region runs from base 209 to 2506 and encodes 765 amino acids. The transcript is spliced from 12 exons. Gene Ontology annotation, molecular function: 5-methyltetrahydropteroyltriglutamate-homocysteine S-methyltransferase activity; zinc ion binding. The record is from RefSeq and is a predicted model, not a curated record.
AUGAUCACAUUACUACAGAGUACAGAUCUACACUGAGAAAGCCACCCAUACCUACUCCCCAAGCUCACCAAUCCAAUCCAUCUAUAAAUAACCCCAUUCCCCUCCCUUCACAAUUCGUGUCAACAACUCUCCUCUCAAUCCCCCCUUAUCUCCGGAUUGAAUUGGAAUUGCAUUCAGGAAUAACUUCACCCUCUCUUCUUAAAGAUCAAUGGCUUCUCAUAUUGUUGGUUACCCACGCAUGGGCCCCAAGAGGGAGCUCAAGUUUGCCCUAGAAUCUUUCUGGGAUAAGAAGAGCUCAGCUGAGGACUUGCAGAAGGUGGCUGCUGAUCUCAGAUCAUCCAUCUGGAAGCAGAUGUCUGAUGCUGGUAUCAAGUACAUCCCCAGCAACACUUUUGCAUAUUACGACCAGGUACUUGACACAACUGCAAUGCUUGGGGCUGUACCCCCUAGGUACAACUGGAAUGGGGGUGAAAUUGGUUUUGACACUUAUUUCUCCAUGGCUAGAGGAAAUGCCUCUGUUCCUGCUAUGGAGAUGACCAAAUGGUUUGACACCAACUACCAUUACAUUGUUCCUGAAUUGGGCCCUGAGGUGAAGUUCUCAUAUGCCUCACACAAAGCUGUAACCGAGUACAAUGAGGCUAAAGCGCUUGGAGUAGAUACUGUGCCAAUCCUUGUUGGACCAGUCAGCUAUUUGUUGCUAUCCAAACCUGCAAAGGGGGUUGAGAAAACCUUCAAUCUUCUCUCCCUUCUUGACAGCAUCCUACCAAUCUACAAGGAAGUUAUCUCUGAGCUGAAGGCAGCUGGUGCUUCAUGGAUUCAGUUUGAUGAGCCCACUCUCGUAAAGGAUCUUGAAGCUCAUCAGUUGGAAGCAUUUACUAAGGCCUACUCUGUCUUGGAGUCAUCUCUAUCUGGUCUUAAUGUCCUCAUUGAGACCUACUUUGCUGAUGUUCCUGCUGAGGCAUUCAAAACCCUUACUGCACUUAAGGGUGUUACAGCCUUUGGUUUUGAUUUGGUUCGUGGAGAAAAGACCCUUGAGCUGAUUAAGAGUAGUUUCCCUUCUGGGAAAUACCUGUUUGCUGGUGUUGUUGAUGGAAGGAACAUUUGGGCCAAUGAUCUUGCUUCAUCUCUCUCUACUCUGGAGUCGCUCGAGAAAAUUGUAGGAAAAGACAAGCUUGUUGUUUCUACCUCUUGCUCACUUCUUCACACUGCUGUUGAUCUUGUUAAUGAGACCAAGUUGGAUUCAGAAAUUAUAUCAUGGCUUGCAUUUGCUGCACAGAAAGUUGUUGAAGUGAAUGCCUUGGCCAAGGCUCUGUGUGGUAGCAAGGAUGAGGCAUUCUUCUCUGCUAAUGCGUCUGCUCAGGCUUCAAGAAAAGCCUCCCCAAGAGUGAACAAUGAGGCUGUCCAGAAGGCCGCUGCUGCUCUGAAAGGUUCUGAUCAUCGUCGUGCUACCAAUGUUAGUACCAGAUUGGAUGCUCAGCAGAAGAAACUUAACCUCCCAAUCCUCCCCACAACCACCAUUGGGUCUUUCCCUCAAACAAUUGAGCUUAGGAGAGUUCGCCGAGAGUACAAGGCUAAGAAGAUCUCCGAGGAAGACUAUGUCACUGCUAUCAAGGAGGAAAUUAGCAAGGUUGUCAAACUACAGGAAGAGCUCGACAUUGAUGUCCUAGUUCAUGGGGAGCCAGAGAGGAAUGAUAUGGUUGAGUACUUUGGAGAGCAAUUGUCUGGUUUCGCCUUCACUGCUAAUGGCUGGGUCCAAUCUUAUGGAUCUCGAUGUGUGAAGCCACCAAUUAUCUAUGGUGAUGUGAGCCGACCCAACCCAAUGACUGUGUUCUGGUCUUCUAUGGCCCAGAGCAUGACUAAGCGCCCAAUGAAGGGUAUGCUCACAGGACCUGUUACCAUUCUCAACUGGUCCUUCGUGCGCAAUGACCAGCCAAGAUUUGAGACUUGUUACCAGAUUGCUUUGGCUAUUAAGGAUGAAGUAGAGGACCUUGAGAAGGCAGGCAUCACUGUCAUCCAAAUUGACGAGGCUGCUCUAAGAGAGGGAUUGCCUCUUAGGAAAUCUGAGCAUGCUUUCUAUUUGGACUGGGCUGUCCAUUCAUUCAGAAUUACCAAUGUUGGAGUCCAAGAUACCACUCAGAUUCACACCCACAUGUGUUACUCGAAUUUUAAUGAUAUCAUCCACUCAAUCAUUGACAUGGAUGCUGAUGUGAUCACCAUUGAGAACUCCCGAUCAGAUGAGAAGCUCCUGUCCGUUUUCCGCGAAGGAGUCAAAUAUGGUGCUGGUAUUGGUCCUGGGGUGUAUGAUAUCCACUCCCCUAGAAUACCAUCAACAGAAGAGAUCGCAGACAGAAUUAACAAGAUGCUUGCAGUUCUUGAAACCAACAUCUUGUGGGUCAAUCCUGAUUGUGGGCUCAAGACUAGGAAGUAUGCUGAAGUGAACCCAGCUCUGAAGGCCAUGGUGGAUGCAGCCAAAUCCCUCCGUGCCAAGCUUGCCAGUGCCAAGUAAAAGAAGUAUUAAUGGGUCACACAAAUUUGAAUACUUUUAUACAUUGUUUCUUAUGCCACCCGCAAAACUGUAAUAUCUUCUUAAAAUGUUGUUUUUAUGUUGGCGAUGAAAUCAGUUGUUAGGUGUAUUCCCGGGGGCACAUUUUGCCUACUCCCAGUGUUGUUGGUUUAAGCCUUUUAUUUUGAAAAAAGAAGAGAAGAGAAGAAAGAGUGUCUGUCUUCUAUCUUGAAAGCUAUAAACUUUUGAGUUUACCUUAA